AUGUGCAGUGUCGUGCUUGAGCUCAGAAACGUUGAUGAUAGUAGCAGUGAGGUUGACGGUGAAGUUUCAAGAAUGAACUGCUUGCAGUUUCGUGAUCACGACGAGUAUAGUGAUGAGGGGCACAUUCCGUUGCAAUCCACAUCGAAGUCUGCGCCUACCACACCGGCGCACGACACAUCUACGCGUGCUCCCGCGGCGGAAAAGCUACCUCCACAGCCGAAGACGUUGCCUGAUGACAACGACCAGGACUACAAGAAGCAGAGGAGUGGGCCUACUCCAACAAUCAAUCUCUACCCAACUCGCUACCCAAUCUACGGAAGAGGGCACUACGGGCCAAACCACGGUCCUUGUUCACCACCAGCCACAGUCCCCGGACGA
Molecule: messenger RNA, 378 nt
Organism: Iphiclides podalirius (scarce swallowtail)
Lineage: Eukaryota; Metazoa; Arthropoda; Insecta; Lepidoptera; Papilionidae
Source: the annotation of a GenBank genome assembly